CCCUGAUCUUGCUCUGCUUGCUGCCGUUCCUGCUCGGGAAUAUUGCCAUCGAUGAACAGUGAAGGAGCCCAAGACAGCCUCGAUCGUUCGAGGAAGGCGUAUAGAGAUGGAGAUUUAGACAACGCUCUUAAAUUCGCCAGGAAGAGCUUGAAACUCCACGCCACCCAGGAGGCUCAGGAUUGGCUGGACAAAUUAACCCAGAGCAGCCAAAACGACGGAUCCAGCCCCGGUUCCUCCUCUGGAUUGAACUCGGAGCCAUCGUCGUCCAAUCUAAGAAACCGCACGAAUGCGACAUCAGCGUCGGCUGCUGAUUCUCCAUCAGCAUCACGAUCGUUCACCAAGGAGCAGGAGUCGGGCAUCAGGCGCAUCAAGGAAACCAAAUCCAAGGGUGACCUCUACGGUGUUUUGGGACUCACAAAGGACUGUACAGACUCGGAGAUUAAGAAGGCAUAUCGAAAACUUGCCUUACAGUUCCACCCCGACAAAUGCAGCGCCCCUGGAACCGAUGAGGCCUUUAAGGCCAUCAGCCACGCUUUCACGGUGCUCAGUGACCCCGAAAAGCGAGCACGAUUCGAUAACUAUGGAGUCGAUUCAGACUCGCGCGGAGCCGAAGCGUCCCCAUUCGGAGGAAACCAUGGAUUCCAGGAGGUUUCGCCAGAGGAAAUCUUCAACAUGUUCUUCCGCGAUAUGGCGGGCGGCCCUGCCUUCCGGACUGCCACCUUCUCGGCCGGCGGUCCUGGCUUCCGAGCUCAGUUCCACAACAAUCCGUUCCAGCAACGACCGAUGCAACAGGACAACAGCAGCAAUGGAAACGGACUCCACAUCAUUCAGUUCCUCCCUCUGCUGCUGAUUCUGUUCUUUUCCCUGUUUUCAUGGGGGUCUCAUCAGGAGCCUGCUUUUGCGUUUUCUCAGUCAAGCCGCUAUUCAAUGUCGCGGGAGACUGCUCGGCACAAUGUUCAGUAUUGGGUUGAGCCGACAAACUUUGAGCGCCGUUAUGGCAACUCGCCCUCCCGACUGAGGCAACUUGAAGGCGAUGUUGAAGUUUAUUAUGCGAGAAAUCUGCAGCAGCGCUGCGCGUACCAACGUGAAAUACAGUACAACAAGAUGAUGCAGGCGCGGACCUGGUUUUCGGUGGACCAAAAGAAGCUCUCCGAAGCCCAAAAUAUGAAGCUCGAGGCCUGUGAGAAACUGGCUCGGUUUCAACGGGCAUAGGAGUGUAUGGGAGAGGGCUCAAGACUGCCAUCGACCAUCGGUUUGCCUGUUGGGUUCCCUGACAAGUAGGAUAGAUUCUCGAAACGUCCACAAAACGAAACGAGUCGCCUUGUUUGAGGCCGCCGAUCACUUUUUUUCUGGAUCUUGAAUACAUCCCAUCCAUUCCACCCA
Molecule: messenger RNA, 1383 nt
Organism: Polychytrium aggregatum
Lineage: Eukaryota; Fungi; Chytridiomycota; Chytridiomycetes; Polychytriales
Exons: 7
Coding region: 52-1212 (386 amino acids)
Biological process (GO): cellular response to misfolded protein
Cellular component (GO): endoplasmic reticulum membrane
Molecular function (GO): Hsp70 protein binding
Source: RefSeq, a predicted model, not a curated record